UCACACAAUACCACCAUGAACUCUAACUCCCUCACUUUUUUCCUCUUAUGUGCUAUUAUAUUUCUCCAGUGUUUAAGUUCCACCAGAGCUGCCAAGUGCCAUCCUGAUGACGAAGCGGGUCUUUUAGCUUUCAAAUCAAGUAUAAUCCGAGAUCCUUCAGGCACUCUAAGCUCUUGGAAGAAAGGUACUUUUUGCUGCUCUUGGUAUGGUGUCAUUUGCAUCAGUGACGACCGCGUCACCGAACUAUAUGUAGACGGAGAUUCAUAUCUUGGCCAAGGUUUCCUCUUUGGCACUAUCUCACCGAUGCUAGCCAAACUUCAACACCUCGAGGGGAUUUACCUCACCUCUCUGCGAAAGAUCACUGGAACUUUUCCUCAAUUUCUUUUCCAAUUACCAAAGCUAAAGUACGUUAGCAUCCAAGGUAGCCUUCUCUCUGGUUCCCUACCAGCCAACAUCGGCGAGCUAAGUCAGUUGGAAAAGUUAAUAAUUGACGGAAACCGGUUCACCGGUCAAAUUCCAAGUUCAAUAUCCAAUUUGACUCGGCUAUCUUGGCUUAAUCUCGGCAACAACCGCCUCUCUGGAGCCAUCCCAAAUAUUUUUAAAUCCAUGAGAAAGCUCCAGUCUCUUGACCUCUCCCAAAACAACUUCUCCGGGAAACUUCCUCCAUCUAUUGCAUCCCUCGCACUUACCCUCACAAUCCUUAACCUAGGCCAGAACAAUCUCUCGGGGACGAUCCCAAACUAUUUAUCAAGAUUUGAGGCUCUCUCCACGUUGGUUCUUUCUAGGAAUCGAUACUCCGGGGUUGUGCCGAUGAGUUUUGUCAAUUUGACCAACAUUACCAAUCUUGAUCUUUCCCACAAUCUUUUAACUGGUCCAUUCCCUUCCUUAAAGAGCAUUGACGGCAUUGAAACUCUAGAUUUGUCAUACAACCAGUUUCACCUAAAAACGAUUCCAAAAUGGGUGACAUCUUCACCAUUCAUCUACUCGUUGAAGUUGGCAAAAUGUGGGAUAAAGAUGAGUUUAGACGAUUGGAAGCUAGCAGGAGCGUACUACUUUGUUUCCAUCGAUCUAUCUGAAAACGAGAUGAUAGGGAGUCCGGUUAGAUUCCUUAACCAGAUGAAGGAUUUGAUGGAGUUCCGAGUAAGAGGGAACAAACUCCAAUUUGAUUUGGGGAAGCUGAAGUUUGGACAUACACUUAAAAUCUUGGAUUUGUCAAGGAACUUGAUAUUCGGAAAGGUGCCAGCGACGGUAGUUGAACUGAAGACUUUGAACGUGAGUCAAAACCAUCUUUGCGGAAAACUUCCGGCGACAAAGUUCCCUGCCAGUGCGUUUACCGGUAACUACUGUCUCUGUGGCUCUCCACUUUCUCCUUGUAAAGUUUAGCGGCAAAAGAACAGUAACUGGUAUUUGUAUUUUAUGUGACACUUAUAUCCAAAUAAGAUUUGUA
This is a messenger RNA of Capsella rubella, 1447 nucleotides long. RefSeq names its product leucine-rich repeat receptor-like protein kinase PXC2. The coding region runs from base 16 to 1383 and encodes 455 amino acids. Lineage: Eukaryota; Viridiplantae; Streptophyta; Magnoliopsida; Brassicales; Brassicaceae. The record is from RefSeq and is a predicted model, not a curated record. The transcript has a single exon. Gene Ontology annotation, molecular function: protein binding.